This is a messenger RNA of Ctenopharyngodon idella (grass carp), 6466 nucleotides long. Its product is annotated as zinc finger MIZ domain-containing protein 1-like. The transcript has 23 exons. Gene Ontology annotation, biological process: protein sumoylation; regulation of transcription by RNA polymerase II. The record is from RefSeq and is a predicted model, not a curated record. NCBI's taxonomy places the organism in Eukaryota, Metazoa, Chordata, Actinopteri, Cypriniformes, Xenocyprididae. The coding region runs from base 269 to 3343 and encodes 1024 amino acids. Gene Ontology annotation, molecular function: SUMO ligase activity; zinc ion binding.
CUGCCCGCAGUGUGUCUGUGGAAAUAGAAUGAGCUGGAUGUAAUGUGACACUGGAACACAGCGCUGCUGCUGCUCUCAGAUCAUGAGAGAACACAACACACUUCAACAGCACAGCGGAUAUUGUCACUCAUCCUCCGGUGGGAUUUAACCGGUCAGAUGAGAAACUGAUGGAUUCGUAGCAUAUUCCUGUUCAGUCCUGUGGACGCAGAACAUACGCAGGGACUGAGUGUUGAUGGCCGUGCGGUAGGGAUAGAGAGGGUCCUGCAGGAUGAAUUCUUUCCCGUCCAUGGACAGACACAUCCAGCAAACCAACGACCGGCUCCACUGCAUCAAACAGCACCUGCAAAAUCCAGCAAACUUCCAAACGGCAGCAACGGAGCUGUUGGACUGGUGCGGAGAUCCACGAGCGUUUCAGCGGCCCUUUGAGCAAAGCCUGAUGGGAUGCCUAACGGUGGUGAGUCGUGUAGCAGGUCAGCAGGGCUUCGACAUGGAUCUGGGGUAUCGGCUGCUAGCCGUUUGUGCAGCAAACAGGGACAAAUUCACCCCAAAAUCAGCAGCAUUGCUGUCCUCGUGGUGUGAGGAUCUGGGUCGACUGCUGCUGCUGCGUCAUCAGAAAAGCAGACAACCCGAUCCAUCUGUGGGCAAGAACCCGAUGCAAGCCAACAUCAACAACAUGAAGCCAGCGCUCUCACACGGUGAUGCAUCAUUUCAAUAUGACUCCGUCUCCUGGCAACAAAACACCAAUCAACCGCCGGGUUCUGUGUCCGUGGUGACCACCGUAUGGGGUGUGACCAAUACGUCACAGAGUCAAGUGUUGGGGAACCCCAUGGUAAACCCAAACAGCCAUAUGAACCCCAUGACCGGAGGUAACGGGGCUAUGAACCCGGGACAGUUUACUGCACCGCAGCAGUUUUCAUCCAAGGUUAAUGCAAACCAGGCCUACAUGCAGCAGGGGAUGUACGGGAGAUCCAGCUAUCCUGGAGGAGGAGGAGGAGGAGGAGGGUUCGGGGGAAGUUAUGGGGGAGGUCCUAACCAUGCAGGUGGGAUGGGCCUGCCUUCACAGACACGCCCCCCUUCAGACUUCAGCCAACCAGCUGCUGCCGCCGCCGCUGCUGCUGUAGCUGCUGCUGCUGCUACAGCGACCGCCACAGCCACGGCGACGGUUGCCGCCCUACAGGAGACGCAACACAAGGACAUGAAUCAAUACGGCCCGAUGUGUUCCUCCUUUCAAAUGGGACCAAACCAGGCUUACAGCACUCAGUUUGUGAAUCAGCCCGGCCCCCGGGGGCCCCCUGCCCACCCUGGCACCAUGAACAUGGGCCAGCCUCGGGGGCAGAUGGCACAGAUGGGGCCGUAUGGGGGUCACCCACAGAGGAUGCCCCAGCAGGGCUACGGGCCACGACCCAUGCAGGGGGUGAAGAGACCGUAUCCUGGAGAGGGGAGCUACGGGCAGCAGUACGGACCAAAUGGGCAGUUUUCCUCUCAACAAGGGCAGUUCCCGAACCCCGCCGCCACCAGAGGCCUCUCCUCGCCCCAUUACCCCACGCAGAGGACGCCGGCACAGCCCGGGACCGCAGCACAGUACCAGACCGGCAGCAUGGGACACUUCUACAAGGAACCCAGUAAUAACUUCAACACGGGGAACUUUCAUUACAGCCAGUCCAGCGUGAACGGGCCUCCGCGGUCGAUGGGCAGUUACCCCCACUCUCCGUUACCGGGAAACCCCACGCCCCCCGUGACGCCAGGAAGUAACAUGCCACAGUUUCCGUCACCAAACCAGGACAUAAAGCCCCAGUUUCCUCCCGAUAUCAAACCCAACAUAAAUGCACUGCCGCCCCCUUCAGGUAACCUUAACGAGGAGCUCCGACUGACAUUCCCGGUUCGGGAUGGUGUGGUUCUAGACCCGUUUAGACUCGAACACAACCUGGCCGUCAGUAAUCACAUCUUCCACCUGCGGCCCACCGUCCACCAGACGCUCAUGUGGAGGUCUGAUCUGGAGCUUCAGUUCAAGUGUUAUCAUCAUGAAGACAGACAGAUGCACACUAACUGGCCGGCGUCGGUGCAGGUCAGCGUCAACGCCACACCUCUCACCAUCGAACGGGGCGACAACAAGACUUCCCACAAAGCCCUGCACCUGAAACACGUGUGUCAGCCGGGCCGGAACACCAUCCAGAUCACAGUGACGGCCUGCUGCUGUUCGCACCUGUUUGUCCUUCAGCUGGUUCACCGGCCGUCGGUUCGAUCGGUUCUGCAGGGGUUACUGAGGAAGAGACUCCUCACCGCUGAACACUGCAUCACUAAGGUGAAGAGGAACUUCAGCAGCGUAGCCGUGUCUGUGGCCGGUGCCGGACUGAACGCUGACGAUGGGGUGGAACAAACGGCCAUCAAAGUGUCUUUAAAAUGUCCAAUCACGUUCCGGCGUAUUCAGCUGCCGGCGAGAGGCCAUGACUGCAAACAUGUGCAGUGCUUUGACCUGGAAUCGUAUUUAGAGCUGAACUGUGAGCGGGGCACAUGGAGAUGUCCGGUCUGCAAUAAAUCAGCUCUGUUAGAAGGUCUGGAGGUGGAUCAAUACAUGUGGGGGAUCUUAAACGCUCUCCAAAACUCAGAGUUCGAGGAGGUCACGAUAGACCCAUCGUGCAGCUGGAGGCCGGUUCAGAUCAAAUCUGAGCUGCACAUAAAAGAAGAUCCAGACGGGCUGAUGUCCAAGCGCUUCAAAACCACGAGCCCCAGUCAGAUGGUGCUGCCCAACGUGACGGACAUGAUCGCUCAGCUCGGCCCGGGAGCGUCUCCGUAUCCUAACCAGAACCAGCAGAACAACAGCACUAACCAGUUCAACAGCCCAGGAAACAGUUACCAGGGCCACAGUAAGUUUGGUGACUAUCCCCAUGGCAACCCUGCAGCAUCAUCAGUUAGUGAGUUCGUUCAGGGGCCGCACCUGUCGCACCCCCCCGCUGACCUGCUGACCUCUGAGAGCGGCCUGACACACGCGCUACACGACACGAUGCCUCGCCCACUCAACACAGAUCAAUCCCACAAUCCCCUGCAGCACAGUAUGCAUGGUCCGCCCAACAGUCAGCCGUUACGUCACAACGCCCCGCCCCACCCCUGCAGGCCGCCGCCCACCCAGCAGAGCUCCACCCCCGGCAGCCACAUGCACCCAGAGAUGACCUUUAACCCCUCGCCGGCCAACCUGGAGGGUCAGAGCAGCGCGGACGCACGCGAGGCCUCUUUAGAUCUGCUGCCAGACCUGAUGAAUCCAGAUGAUCUUCUGUCCUACCUGGAUCCUCCGGACCUUCCCAGCAGCAGCAACGAUGAUCUGCUCUCUCUCUUUGAGAAUAACUGAGACUGUCAAACCCUCGACUAGCAGCUCCUCCAUACUUGACAAACACAAAUGCACUUACCGUCGUUUCCUCUUCCUGUACAGAUUUCAAAACCAGCGUGAACAGACGCGUCCGCAGAGGUUGUGCUACAAAUAAUUAUUCAUCACUAAUGCUUCACUGUAAGGUUUCAGUUCUUAACAUUAGUUAACUACAGUCUAAAGCAUUUAAUAAUCUUAGUAAAGUUUAAGUUCAACAUUCACUAAUACAUUAUUAACCCUCUGGUGCUUUUCUAUCAUUUUUGACGGAAAAAAAAAAAUUUACAUUUUUUUUUUUUUCUUCAGAAUUUUUUACUUCAUCGGAAUGAUACAAAACUUGGUAAAGGUUUUUAAGGAAGCUUGUUUCCGCCAUGAAAUAAAAAAAGAAAAGGUAAUUGCGAGUUUAUAUCUCACAAUUCUGCCUUUUUUUUUCUCUGAAUUGUGAGAUAUAAACUCACAAUUGCAAGUUAUAAAGUCAGAAUUGCGAGUUAUAAAGUCUGAAUUAUGAGUUAUAAAGUCAGAAUUGCGAGUUAAAGUCUGAAUUAAGAGUUAUAAAGUCAGAAUUGCGUGAAAAACUCAGAAUUGCGAGAUAUAAACUCGCAAUUGCGUGUUAAUGUCCAAUUUUCAGGGAAAAAAGACAGAUUUUUUCUUGCGAUUGCAAGUUUAAAUCUCGCAAUUCUGAGGAAAAAAAGUCCAAAUUGUGAGAUACAAACUCAUAAUCACGAGAAAAAAAGUCAGAAUUGUGAGAUUAAAAGUCGCAAUUAUCUUUUUUAUUUUUUUAUUUAGUGGUGGAAACAAGCUUCCGUAGGUUUUGGCACUUGCUAUGUGAAAACACACACACAAAAAAUAAAAAAAUAAAUAAAAAAAUAAUAAUGGACAUGAUUUGAAAAGGUUAAAUUGUCCUGAAAAAAAAAUAGUCACACUUGUACUUCUCGCGGUCAAAAAUGAGCGUAUUGGAUACGAAUGGGAAGCGAAUCUAGUGGAGACUUUUCUUACUGAAACAAAUCUUACUGAAAGCUCAUUUUUUGAGAUAUCAACAUUCAAUUUAGAACACAACUUGUUUAGAUGUACGGCUUUGAUUUUCUCACAGUUUUAGAGUAAAACAUAUUUUGGAAAAUAUGUACUUCAUGUAAAAAUUGAAAAUAGUAUUUUUGUGCAUUUUUCAUAACAAUAAACGUAAAAAGUUCACUUUUUAAAACAUUUGUCACAUCAGCAAUAAUCUUUCAAGUGUCUUCUUUAAAAAGAGACCAAACUUCAGUCUGUGCUCCAUAUAAUUCAAGAUUUACGACAGUUUAAUUUUCAGGUCUACGAAUAAAUAGAUAACUACUGCAUAAAUAUAAUUUAAUUAAUAUAAUUAUAAUAAAUAUAAUGUACCAUAAAAUUCCCUAAAAAUUAAAUAAAAAACAUUAUUGAACUAAAAUAUAGUACAUUUAUUUUAUUGAAAUAAAACCGCAACGUGAGCAGCACCAGAGGGUUAAAAUCAAAAGUUGUUAAUUAGCAUUUAAUAGACCUGAGCUAACAUGAACAAAGAACAGUUUAAUUUUUAUUAACUAACGUUAACAAAGAUUAAUAAAUACUGUAACAAAUGCAUUGCUCAUUAACUAAUGUUAACUAACAGGACUUUAUUGUAAAGUGUUUUACCUUAUACCUUAUUUUUAUCUGUCAAAAUUACAAAGCAUUUCCAUUAUCAGUCAGCGUUUUUAUCAUUAAAUGAUGGAAAGUUAGCGCAACCUCUGAGCGUUUAAGCUGAAAUUAACUUUGCAGCUAAAUUCAGUCUUUUUUACCACAUGAGAGCGAAACUCGUGAAUAUAUGUGCAAGCGUUUUUCUACUCACUUUGACUUUGAUAUGAAGAACCAGACAAACAUCCGUCCGCUGUCGUACUGUAUCCUCUGUUUCUGCCACAGUCAGCUGUUUUUGUUUUUCAUUUCAGCACUGAUUCUCAAAUGUCCACGCAAACAUCUCAAAGCACAGCUCUUAUUUGAAACGAUUCACUGUUUGGAAAUGUAAAGGGAAAAAAAGGAGUUUCAAAUUACAUGAGAACAGAAAACAUACACAUGCAAUUAUCCGUCUAGUUCACUACUGUUCAUAAUGCAGUUGUAUUAUUUUUGAGAAGCUCAUGUAAAUAUUUGUGAAUACAUUUGUAAGGUCUUUUGUAUUGGUUGGUCAUCCAUGUUUCUUCUGCCACUGUAUGUUUAUGAAUAUUCAUUGCAAGAGCGAGAGAAAGACACGGGCUGCGUUCAGAAUGCAAUACUGUACUAUAAUGCAUACUAAUUUAUAGAUCGGCUUUAAAAUAUACUGUAAAAUUCAAAAGUUUGGGGUCGGUGAGACUUUUUUUUAUGUUUAAGAAGUCUCUUCUGCUCAGCAAGGCUGCAUUUACUUAGUGUAUAUAUAUAUAUAAAAAAUGUACCUAGUAUAUAUAUUUUAUACUGCAAAAAGUUGUAUGUUAUUCUGAAGGCAGCCUGUGUCACGUCCACACGCAGCAACAAAUACACUUUCAUUUAAGAAAACCAGUUGUGUGUAAAGCUGUCAGAGGCUCAGUUAAGAAUAUUUUAUUGUAAUACAGAGUUUCAUGUUAAUAUGAGAAAUAUUGUUAAUAUGUACAAGCAAAUAUAACAGCCUUAUGUGAAAUAAAUCUAUACAUGUUUGUUUAUUUGUAGAAAGGGCAGCUUUAUGUAAAAGCUAACAGCCAUUUGAAAUUGGUUUAAAAUGUUGAGUAUUUUAUUAUUUUUUGUUUUGGUAAAUUAUUUUUUAUUGUUUGUCUUAUACUUUAAUGCUUGUUCUGAUCACAUAGCAAAAAAUUAUACACAUGCAAUGAAUUUUUUUAAUGAAUUUGAAUAUGCGACACGAGUCUUCCCUUUUUUAUGAAAGAGACGGAUGAUUUUAAUAUCUGAUUCUAAAUCGUUUUUAUCUGUGAAAUCAUUACAUUUAAACACUGAGCAUCAGGAUUUUCUUUCUUCAGAAAUAAAGCGUUUCAUUGUGAUUUCUUUGGUCUGAUUGUAGUGAGCAGCAGACGAGUCUCUAAAAAGAUGCUUUACUCUGUAAAGUCUUCAACAUCACAGUCUGUCCUCUUCAAACAUUUCCAAACUCAAUAAACUCAUCUGAAAUCUCCA